AUGAAGUUGCAUUCACUCUUUCAAGAGUACAAGUGUUUCUCCCCGUCCGCUUUUGCAACUAAUCCAUCGACAAUGAGAAAUGCUUCUAGUGGAGUAGAUGAAGAUGAAAUGGAUGAAGUUGGUGUGGAGUCUAAUAAUGAUGCUAAAUAUGGAGACGAUGUAGAAGAUUCGUCAACGAAGGAAGUGAAGUUUGACCCAAUAUUUGACAAUGAAUAG
Messenger RNA from Ilex paraguariensis (yerba mate), 216 nucleotides. The record is from the annotation of a GenBank genome assembly. NCBI's taxonomy places the organism in Eukaryota, Viridiplantae, Streptophyta, Magnoliopsida, Aquifoliales, Aquifoliaceae.